UUUCUCGUUAUAUAACAAUGUAUUUAAUUGAAGUAACAAUACAAUAAAUAGGUAGCAACCAUCCAAACAAACUAAACUAGUUGGGAUAUUAGACCCUGUCCUCGUACAACUUUUCUAUGAGAGCCAGAUUUUCAAUAAAUUUUGGAUUUUGUUUCAUUAUUCUAUUGGGAUGUUACGUGCAGAAACCAAUAAUAGAAAGAGUAAGAUAAAAGAAAUUAUCUCUAUGGCAUAUCGUGGUCAACUCCUUGUUUUCCUCCCACGUUUUAAUAUUAUUCCAUAGUUGUCUCUAAAAAAAUUGAGAAAGCAAUGAAUUGCAUAGCACGUCUUCGGGUGAUAUUUCUAAAAAUACUAGUAAAAAAAAAGGAGUCCGGUGCAUUAAAGCUCCCUGCUAUACGUGGGGUUCGGAGAAGGACCGGACCACGAGGGUCUAUUGUACGCAGUCUGCAAGAAGUUGUUCCCACGGCUUGACCCCGUGACCUCUUGGUCACAUGACAUCAACUUUACCGGUUACUCCAAGGAUCAACUUUUUAAAACUACUAGCUAAUUCACGCAAAGUAUGCAGUGAUUAGUCUAGAUUCUUAAUCAGCGCCAAGAAUGAUUGUGAAGAGAACAACUUGGUAGGUGAGAGCCUUGACUUUCAUAACCAACGUGGAAAAGUUCACCUCAAGAUCAUCAAGAUGGUAGAUGCGGUUGUGUCCUAUGCAGUUCAAAAACUGGGGGAUUUCCUCAUAGAGGAAGUUUCUCUGCGCCGAAGUCUGAGAGCAAACAUGCUUUGGCUGAGAAAUGAACUAUCCUUCAUGCAUGCUUUCCUCAAAGAUGCCGAAAAGAAGCAAGCAGAUCACCUGGUGCAGCAAUGGGUAUCUGAAAUCACUUCUGUUGCUAAUGAAGCUGUAGCCAUCUUAGAAGCAUACAGUUUGGAUGCGGCAAAAGAUGGUGAUCUUGCCGUCGGAUUCUUUGAUCACCUUAAGGCUUGUGCUUGCGUCUGUCCAAAGGAGGUCAACUUCCACAACAUUGAGGAGGACAUCCAGUCCCUCAGGGACAGAGUUAUGGAUAUCUCUAGAAAACGUGAUACGUAUGGUAUUACUCACAUCAAUAAUAAUAAUGCCGGAGAAGGACCAAGUAGUAUGCCAAACGAUCCGUCUUCCACGUUAACAAGAACAUUGAGGAGAGCAGUAUCCUAUGUAGAUGAAGAUCAAAUCUUUGUUGGCUUUCAAGAUGUCUUUCAAAGACUGCUUGACGAACUUCUCAACGAAGAGCCUCGACGAAAUGUCCUUUCAAUUUAUGGUAUGGGUGGGUUGGGCAAGACCACUCUUGCAAGAAAUCUAUAUAACUCCCCAAGUGUACUCACUAGCUUUCAAACUCGUGCUUGGAUAUGCGUCUCUCAACAGUAUAUUAUCCAGGAUCUCCUUCGGAGUAUCAUAAAAUCUAUCCAAGGUUGCAAUGAAGAAACACUAAAAAUGCUUAAGGAGAUGACGGAGAGAGAUCUAGAAAAUCGCCUCCGUGUUCUACUGAUGCACCGCAAAUACCUUGUGGUGGUUGAUGAUAUAUGGAAUAGAGGAGCUUGGGAUGGUCUGAAAAGAGCCUUACCAGAUAACAACUAUGGCAGCAGGGUUAUCCUUACAACACGAAAGAAGGAUGUGGCUGAAAGAGUCGUUGACAAAGGUUUCUCCCAUGAACUUUCUUUUCUAAGUAAAGAAGAAAGUUGGGACCUUUUCUGCAAAAAACUACGUCUAGGCAGUGAUCUUGAAUCGUUCUCCCCAUUAAUGAAAGGGCUAGCUAUGGAAAUGGUGGAGCAAUGCAGAGGCUUACCACUUGCUAUCGUGGUACUAGGUGGGCUACUUUCCUACAGAAGCGGGGUGGAUGAAUGGAGAAAGGUGCAGACACAAAUUUGGCUGCAUAUGAAGAAUGACUCUACUGAGAUCACCCACAUUCUUUCAUUGAGCUAUCAUGAUUUGUCCUUUGAGCUCAAGCGAUGCUUUCUGUACAUUGGCAUUUUCCGAGAUCAUGUGAUCGACACUGAAAAGUUGAUGUAUUUGUGGCUGGCAGAAGGACUCAUACCAGGAAGAGAAGAACACAAGGAGGAUAUUGCCGAAAACUUCUUACAUGAGCUAAUAAGUCGAAGCUUGAUUCAAGUAGCGGAUCAGACAUUCUUCGAUAAAAUUCUUACAUGUAGGAUACACGAUCUACUUCGGGAUCUUGCUGUACAAAAGGCCAUGGAGCUUCACUUGUAUGACAUAUAUGAUCCAAGUGUAAGCUUGGUCACUCCAUUUUGUCAUCGACAUUCUAUUCGCACAGAAACUCAAAGUUAUCUUUCACUCGAUCUAUCAAAAUUGAAGAUAAGGUCAGUAUUGUUCUUUGAUCAAGAAUUUAAGGAGUUGAAAAAGUUUAUGAAUUUCUGUACGACUCUCCAUCAUUUAUAUGUGCUGGACUUGGAAAACAUCAUUUUUGUUGGGUAUGAACUGCCUGAUGCUAUAGGUAACUUGGUACAUCUAAAGUUCUUAGGCUUGUCUAACACCAAUCUUUCCAAACUCCCACCUUCCAUUGGCAAACUAAAAAACCUACAAACACUGGAAGCACUGGUAUAUGACCAUUGCUCAUGCGAACUACCUCAUCAGGUUGCCGAGCUCACAAAUUUGAGACAUUUAGUUGACCGAUAUGAGGUCCCUUUGCAAGUUGACAAACUCAAGAAUCUUCGAACUCUUAAAUAUAUUCGUUGUGAUCAGUGGAAAGAUACUGAUGCUUCCAGUUUAGUCAACCUUCGAGAAUUGGGCAUGGAAAGAAUUAGGAAAUCUUACUCCCUAAAAUCGAUUGGCAGCCUGAAAAGACUCACCACCUUGUUGCUAGUUUGCCAAUAUGGUCAAGAUCUUCCUCCCCUUGAACCUCUUUCUUCUUGUGUAAACCUUCAUAAAUUGUGGUUAUCAGGGGGAAUAGAAGAACUAGCAGAUUUAGACAAGCUGCCGAAAUCCAUUACACUGUUUGUCCUGCAGUGUGCACGACUCGAGGAAGAUCCAAUGCCAAUUCUGGGAAUGUUUCCAAACUUAAAGCAUCUCGAGGUGUCACAGGCUUACAGCGGAAAAAAUAUUACUUGCGAGGGCCACAGUUUCGGUCAGCUAGAGACCCUUAAACUUGAUAAUCUUGAAAAUCUAGAAAGCUGGCAUCUUGACAGAACUGCUAUGAGUCUGAUUAGAAGUUUGAGUAUAUUUGAGUGUCCGAAACUGCAGGAAAUUCCACAACAAAUGAAACAUGUUGCGGUAUUUGAGGAGCAAUCUAGUGAUCAAAGACAAUGGGGGUAUUAUCGUUACCCAAUCUAGCUGGUGGAACUUGCUGCAUCCGUGAAGCUUUUGAGGAACUAUUUCCUAGCAACCAUCUUUUUAAUCACGAAGGUUAAUGACACAAUGUCAACCAUCUUCACAUCAUACGCCAUGAUAGCUGCUGUGGAUGCUGUUAUUGUGGAUCAGGCUCUUCCGUUUAGUAACGAUGAAGCUUGUAAAGACAAUGGCUCUCACUCGUGGGACAAGUUUGUGGUAUAUACUAAAGGUGUUAGAAGUGAUGAGUUCUAUAGAUUACCAUGCCAAUUUAAUAGGUUCUUCCCACCUUAAUAGUCAAAAAGAAAUGCCAUCACUGUUUUGUUAGGGGGUUGUUUCCUUCAUAAACUCACUCAAGUUCUAUCUUUAUUUUGUUCUUUUAUUUCUUUAGAAUAGUAAUAUGUCAGUCUGUUCAGGUCCAGAAGUGUUGCUAUUAUUGAAUGCCAGGUUUAUCUGUAAAUGUCCAUGUCAAAGAUGAUUUGUGGUAUUGCAACUAUUGACAACUUAAGAUGCAUAUCUAGGUACCUCAAUUCUUGUUCACUGUAUCAAUUGAACAAUUCAACUUACAAAAUAAUUAUCUAAACACUUUCAAAAUUUAUGUGCCGUGAGUUGAGACGCGUAGAUGGGCAUUCUUAAAGUUAAAUUUUUAGUUGUCCGUUGAGCCGAAGUUAAUCUUGUAUAUUUGUAAUGACCCUUCAAGUCAUUUUUCCAUAUUUAUGCUUAUCUUCACCGUUUGAGCUUCUCCAUAGCUACCCCAAAUCAUUUAUGACUUGUUGGGACUGAGGG
Messenger RNA from Capsicum annuum, 4091 nucleotides. Its product is annotated as disease resistance protein RPP13. The transcript has 3 exons. The record is from RefSeq and is a predicted model, not a curated record. Bases 678 to 3311 code for a protein of 877 amino acids. Gene Ontology annotation, molecular function: ADP binding. Gene Ontology annotation, biological process: defense response to other organism. Lineage: Eukaryota; Viridiplantae; Streptophyta; Magnoliopsida; Solanales; Solanaceae.